Molecule: messenger RNA, 945 nt
Organism: Lepus europaeus (European hare)
Lineage: Eukaryota; Metazoa; Chordata; Mammalia; Lagomorpha; Leporidae
Product: olfactory receptor 52B4-like
Exons: 1
Coding region: 1-945 (314 amino acids)
Biological process (GO): G protein-coupled receptor signaling pathway
Cellular component (GO): membrane
Molecular function (GO): G protein-coupled receptor activity; olfactory receptor activity
Source: RefSeq, a predicted model, not a curated record
AUGGCAACUCCUAAUUCCACUAGCACCAGCCACUCGUUCUUCAUUCUGCUGGGCAUCCCUGGCCUGGAAGACCAGCACACGUGGAUCUCUCUCCCCUUCUUUCUUUCCUACCUUGUUGCCCUGCUUGGGAACAGCCUCCUUAUCUUCAUCAUCACUACUGAACGCAGCCUCCAUGAACCCAUGUACCUCUUCCUCUGCAUGCUCGCCGUGGCUGACCUCAUCUUGUCCACUACCACUGUGCCCAAGGCCUUGGCCAUAUUCUGGUUCCAUGCUGGGGCGAUCUCCCUAGAUGGCUGUGUCACCCAGAUCUUCUUCAUCCAUGCUACUUUCAUUGCUGAAUCAGGGAUUCUGUUGGCGAUGGCGUUUGACCGCUAUGUGGCCAUCUGUGACCCACUGCACUAUACCGCAGUGCUGAAUCGUGCAGUGAUUGUAAGGGUAGGCUCGGCUGUGGUCCUGAGGAGCUUCUGUGUGAUACUCCCAGAUGUGUUCCUGGUGAAGCGAUUGCCUUUCUGCCGUAGCAAUCUGCUGCCACAUACCUACUGUGAGCACAUGGCUGUUGCCAAGUUUGCUUGUGCUGAUAUUCGUGUCAAUGUCUGGUAUGGCUUGUCUGUCCUUCUCUCUACAGUAGUGCUAGAUGCCUUGCUCAUCUUAGUUUCCUACAGUCUCAUCCUCAAUGCAGUGUUCCACCUCCCCUCCCAAGGAGCUCGGCAAAAAGCUCUGAGCACGUGUGGCUCCCACCUUGGAGUCAUUUCCAUGUUCUACUUACCUGGCAUUUUUACCAUAAUUACCCAGCGGUUUGGACACCAUGUUCCUCUCCAUACACACAUCCUGCUGGCCAACGUCUGCAUGUUGGCCCCUCCCAUGCUGAAUCCCGUCAUUUAUGGGGUCAAGACAAGACAGAUUCGAGAGCGUGUGCUCAGUACUUGGUCUUCACAGUGGAAAUGA